Diospyros lotus (date-plum) is the source of this 907-nucleotide messenger RNA. Its product is annotated as heavy metal-associated isoprenylated plant protein 12-like. Lineage: Eukaryota; Viridiplantae; Streptophyta; Magnoliopsida; Ericales; Ebenaceae. Gene Ontology annotation, molecular function: metal ion binding. The transcript has 3 exons. Bases 181 to 594 code for a protein of 137 amino acids. The record is from RefSeq and is a predicted model, not a curated record.
ACUCUCUCUCUCUCUCUCUAGAUUUCCCUCUUAUUUAUUCAGCCGAUUGGCCGCCUCCGUUUCUGCAACUCCAUUACAUUUCUUCUCCCUGCUGCUUCUUCUUCUUCUUCUUCUUCUUAACGUUUGAUUUGCAAUUUUCCCGGAUCAUUUAUCUGCUCGGAUCACUCAUUUCUCGAGAAAAUGAAGAAGGUGGUGCUGAAACUGGACAUGCACGACGACAAGUGCAAAAAGAAAGUCAUGACCAGAGUCUCCGGCCUUGCAGGAGUUCAAUCAAUUGACAUGAACGCAAAGGACAGCAAAUUGACUGUAACAGGGGAUGUGGAUCUAGUCGAAGUGGUGGACAAGCUGAGGAGGAUCUGCCACACAGAGAUCGUGUCGUUUGGGCCGGCGAAAGAAGAGAAAAAGCCGAAGGCGCCAGAGAAGAAGGAGGAGCCGAAGAAAACUCCGGAGGACGAGUACGUGGCUUGGUUCCUGAAGACUUACGGGUACCACCCGGCAACUAUCUAUUACCACGGCAGCACUUUACCCACCGAUUCCAGCUCUUCGUCCUCUGUCAACCCCACGCAGCCCACUGGAUCCGCCCCUGCUAAUUAAACAGACCCGUAGAAGAGGAUCCGAAUGGCUGUUUUAUUUUCUGAAUUCCCAGUUGUUGCCAUGAAGCACGGCUGCGUGGGGAGAAAGGAUCACUUUCCGGCAAAAUAGAAAAGAAAGAGGGAAGUAGUUUUAUUUUGUGGUGAUGGUUUUGAUUUUGGGAGUUUUGUUUUAUAAAUGAUGUUUAGGGGCUUUAUGUUCAGUGGGUGGUGGCGUUUUGUUUUCUAUAAUUUUUAUUAAAUUUGAUGUUCUAAUCUGCCAUCUUCAGUUGAUUGUCUUAAUUUUACAUGGAUUGAGACAUCUUUUUCAUGGUUAA